UUCUACCUCCUCCUCCAGCAUCUCUCCCCGUCCCUCCUGUCCGAUCCCUCCUCCGGCCCGCCGGACCACAAGCUCGGCGCCGCCCUCUUCCGCCUCGCCCACGCUGCCCCCUUCCGCGGCGUCGCCCGCCGCUUCGGCCUCCCGUCACCCGCCGCCGCCUGCCGCGCGUUCUACCAGGUCUGCAAGGCUGUCGCCGACCAGCUCGGGCACCUCUUCGAGCUCUCCUCCGACCUCCAGCGCGUCGUCCAGGGGUUCACCUGGAUGUCCCUCCCUAAUUGCUGCGGCGUGCUUGGCUUCGCCCGGUUCUCCGUUGAGGGGGAGUUGAAAGGGGGGUCGGUGAUCGCCCAGGGGUUGGUGGAUUCGGAAGGGAGGUUCCUUGAUGUCUCUGUUGGGUGGCAUGGGUCGAUGACCCCAGCACAGAUUAUUACAAGAACCAAGCUUUACAAAGCUCAGCAUGUGGUGCUUGCUGGUGGCCCUCCUGUAGAGCUGAAUGGGGUGUCUGUGCCUCGGUAUCUCUUGGGAAGUUCUUGCUGCCCGCUGCUCCCCUGGCUCCUGACGCCGUUCAAAAUGGUGGAUUCAAGGUCGAGUUCCUCCAAAGAUUCGAUUUUUAACAGUGUCCAUGCUCGGGGGAUGGAGCUGGCUGACAGGGCUUUUGGGAGGGUUCGGGCGAGGUGGCAGCUACUUCAGACGAGUUGGAAGGAGGAUUGUGCUGAGGCCUUGCCUUAUGUUGUGGUGGCUAGCUGUUUGCUUCAUAAUUACCUUAUCAAGUGUAGUGAGCCUAUGCCAGAUGAGAUUGAGGUGUGUGUGAAGGAGCUUAAGUUUCUGGACUUUGAGGGGAAGGAGGAUGAGGCUGGAGAGAGGAUCAGAGAUGCACUCGCCUCACACAUGAGCCUGGUCACAUGCAGUUGAAGUAGGAGUACGGUGCUGGUUGCAGGCACAACUGCUGCUGUAUCAGCUUGACUGCUGACCUUGGGAAACCAUUUAGUGCUUGACUCCCCGAAUAUCAAGGGAUGUGUACUGUUGAUCAGGGUAAUAGACAGGUGAAAUUCACAGGGGUUAGCCGCACAAUUCUGCUUCCUGAGUUGCAUAUAAAUCCCAUCCUUGCAUCCUAUGUGAUGUACUGAUGUGUAGCUAAAAUUGCCAUAUUUGAUUAAUUUCUAUAAUCUUUUAAAAAUUUGGAAGAUUUGGUAAAGAUUUAUUGGAUGUUCACAAUUACUUUAAGAUCUGACUAGUCGUAAUGGAAUCUUCUUAAGAAGAUUUGUAAUCACCGGAUCAAAAUCAUUAUAUUAGAAUACCGUUCUUAAAAGAGACAUUACCUAGUUAUGGCUUGUUAGUCCAAACCCUUUACUAUUGCACCAACCAAUGACCCUUAUUAGUAUACUUUCCUCAGUUUUCUUUAAUAAAAUAAUUAUCAGCAUUUGAUUAAUAUUCUCACUGCAUUUCAUUAAUUUUCUUUCUCUUUUUUUUUUUUUUUGCAAAAUAAUUGCCUUAGUGAAUCUUAGUUCAAGUCUUUUGUCCGAAAAAAAGAGACUAGUCUGGUCCUUGUUUGUUCUUGAGAAUUUAUGUGUAUUAGUUCAACUAGAAUAGUCAAUCAUAUGGUAGACAAAACUUGUAAGGCACACAAUCUAGUUAUUUCAUGUGGAUUCCCUAGUGAUCUCUCUUAAUGAAGAAAUAUCCUUAGCAAAAUUCUGACCUUAUUUAAUUUCAAUGAACAAGUUAAUUGAAAAAUUCAAAAAUCUCUGAUCUCAGUUGUUUUUGGAGAUUGGGAAUGAAUUUGAAGUCCUAAUUCUCUUGUCAAAGGUCAAACGUCUUGAAAUAGCUUUUUUACAACAUGAUGCUAUGUCAUUGUUGAGUAUGAUAUCGCAUCAGGGAAAAAUCAACAAAAAAUUGAUGAAGAUACAUGUAGGAAAUCAGAAAAUGAACAUAAAAAAAUUUGUUGGAAGCCUCCAUCACAUCAUGCAUGCAAGCUCCUUGAAUCACUCUUAUGCAAGAUCAUUUUUCAAAAUGAGGUAUGUGGUUCAUUUUGUAGAGUCGCCAAGGCUAAUCAAGUGUACAGAAGAAAUUUAGAGGUGAUUGUGAUUAUAUACUAAGUGUUGUAAUGUGCCAUUAAAGAGUGACAGAGACAAUAGUCAAAUAUGGUGUCGACUAAUGAUUCUGAUGUUGGAAACAUCUAUUGUUGUGUGAUAGGACUGCAUGAAAAGAAAAAUCAAAUGGAGGAGCUUCAUAUUGCCUUUGAGCCUUAAGCAUAUUGAUAUAUCCAUUGAAAAUUAUACUUAAUUUUUCUUAAAAUUUUGUAAGUUUGCGCAUAUAGAACAAAUAUUUGGGGUUUAGGUGGUGAUCAUUGUCUUAGUAAAUAGGUAGGUGGUCACAAGUAUGUAGCACGUCUUGAGUUCCUUGUAUGUAGUCUCCAUGCAACAUAAAUAAUCUAAGAGACUUCGGGGUUUUUUCUUGUAAGAGAACAUUUGCUUAAAACUUUCAACUGUCAUAGUGAAUUUUAGUUGCAAUCUCAUAUUGUUGUGCAAGCCCGGUUUAAUUUGUCUGGCAGCAUGUUUUGAUGCUUUUUCCGUAUGCUAAUAUCAAUAAGGUCAUGCAUCAUAGAGGGAAAAAUGGUUUAAUUAAUUAUUUUCUGUAUUUAGGGUGAAUUCUGCAUUGUCAGAACUAAUAUUCAUCUACCUCUUUACUUACAGAAUUCGGCUUUUUUUCUGGUCAACUGAAUGUUAUAAGCUUCUGUCUACCUUGUUCCUACCUGUAAUUUCUACAGAAAUGCUUCCCCUAAUCUAAUUCACCAAGCCACAAAAAUCAUAAUUUUUUCUU
Elaeis guineensis (African oil palm) is the source of this 2814-nucleotide messenger RNA. RefSeq names its product protein ANTAGONIST OF LIKE HETEROCHROMATIN PROTEIN 1. Lineage: Eukaryota; Viridiplantae; Streptophyta; Magnoliopsida; Arecales; Arecaceae. The record is from RefSeq and is a predicted model, not a curated record.